Messenger RNA from Danio rerio (zebrafish), 935 nucleotides. NCBI's taxonomy places the organism in Eukaryota, Metazoa, Chordata, Actinopteri, Cypriniformes, Danionidae. The record is from RefSeq and is a predicted model, not a curated record.
UCAUAAACCGUUUCCUGAACCUGCUUUCAUUUCCAGAACUAGAUAAAAGGGGGGAGGUAGUGAUCCGAGAGGCAGAACUAACAUUCAACUGCUCAGGCUUUGUUCUGCUUGCUCCGCAUUGUCUCUGAGAUCUGCCGAUCAGCAAGGGUGACACUACAACUUUUACAUUAUUAUGGAAUUUGGAAGGAAGAUCAGGAUGGGGUCAUCCAAUUCAAAGCGCAUCAGAGAACUCAGAGAUGACAUUGAGGCUAUCACAACUAACACAGCUAAAGAUUCUCCUACUCAUCGCCAGAAUUCUAAUAAUAAAGAUUCUGAUAUUAAAUCAGACAUUAGGAGACUGAUUGAGAUCCUCGGCUGUCGAAGCAAUGAUGAGAUAAAGAAGAUCAAAAAAGACUACAAGGAAUUGUUCAAGGAGGAUCUGGAGAAGUAUCUGGCUGAAAUUACUUCAGGAGACUUAAAGGAACUCCUGCUUGCUCUGCUUGAGGCCAACAGAGACGAGAAGCCUUAUUCCGUUGAUGACAAGCAAAUUGAUAAAGAUGCCAGAAAGCUGUGUGAUUUUCAAAAAGAUGACAAAGAUAAGGAGAGCUACAUCACCAUCAUGACAAAGAAAAGCUUUCAUCACCUCAAGGAAGUGUUUGAAAAAUACAAGGACUACUACGAGCAGGAGGACUCCACCAAAAAAGAACUGCAGGAGUCCUUCCAGUGGCUUGUUCAGUGUAUUAAAAACAAACCGAUGUAAGACUGCAUGACGUCUGAAAGAAGCACACAGAGGGAGAUUAACAGCGGGCCCUGCUGAACCUGUGCAAUGGAGACGACUGAGGAUUGGAGGAGAACUGGAGCUCUGAGGUCCAAAUGGAGAUCUCCAUAUACUCUCUACCCUGCUGCAGCUUUAUCCAUUAUCUAAACCAAGAAAUAAAAACAUUUACAGAAAAGUU